Messenger RNA from Meleagris gallopavo (turkey), 832 nucleotides. The record is from RefSeq and is a predicted model, not a curated record. Lineage: Eukaryota; Metazoa; Chordata; Aves; Galliformes; Phasianidae.
AUGUCUUACUAUGAGCAGUGCAAGCAGCCCUGCCUGCCGCCUCCCAUCUGCCUGCAGAAAUGCAGCCAGCGUGUGGAGCCCUGCAGCAACAUCUGCGUAAAGCCGUGCCCAACACAAUGCGUGGAGGUCUGCCAGAACCCAUGUGCUUCUGAGUCCACCACGUGCUGCAGCACCCAGUGUGUGGAGCCCUGCAGCACCCAGUGCAGCACCCAGUGCGUCACCCAGUGCGUGGAGCCCUGCAGCACCCAGUGUGUCACCCAGUGUGUGGAGCCUUGCAGCACCCAGUGCAGCACCCAGUGUGUCACCCAGUGUGUGGAGCCUUGCAGCACCCAGUGCACCACUCAGUGUGUGGAUGUCUGUCCCCCUACGUGCAUUGAUGCCUGCAUCAAGCCCUGUGCCACCCAGUGCUCCACGCAGUGCCCCGUUCCAUGUGUGGAGCAGUGCAGCACCCAGUGCAGCACCAAGUGUGUGGAGCCCUGCCCAGCACCAUGUGUGGAGGUGUGCACCAAGAAGUGUGUAGAUACAUGCGAGACCGUGUGCCUGGAGCCGUGCGGCACCGUCUGCACUCGUCCAUGCUAAUUGCCUUCAUUGCAUGGGCCUUGCGGGCACCCCCAAUGCUUUGGUGUAUUGCAAUAUCUGCUGGCUCGUGAGAACCCAGGGAAUGAAAUACAGAUGACAGACCUACCUUCAAUGUAUCAAAACCUCUCUCUGUUAACCCAUGCUUUCUUUGACUUGGAAAAUAUUUCUCUGCAUUUUUCUUCUUGUAUCUCUUCUUCCUGUGCUACAUCUGCAAUCUCAGCACUUUUUUCUUGGUAACUGCAGUUGGCUAAUC